AUGGACCAACUAGCCACCCACAAUAAGAUGCUUGAAAACCAAAUUGCUCAGCAGGCAAGUUCUUCAAGCAAGGCUACUGAAGCACUUUCUCAGAUGCCAUCCUAUGCUAAGUUCCUUAAAGAAAUUCUUUCAAAGAAGAGAAUGUUGGAAGACUAUGAGACUGUUGCUCUUACAGAGGAAUGCAGUGCCAUAUUGCAAAAUAAGCUGCCACCAAAGCUCAAGGAUCUAGGAAGCUUCUCCAUACCAUAUCUUAUUGGAAACAUGAAUAUAGACAAGGCACUCUAUGAUCUAUGUGCAAGGGAGCUCAAACCCACAACAAUUUCAUUGCAAUUGGCUGAUCGAUCUGUCAAGUACCCGAUUGGCAUCCUAGAAAACAUCCCCAUCAAGGUAGGAAAAUUCUUCAUUCAUGUUGAUUUUGUUGUCCUGGAAAUAGAAGAGGAUGUCCAAAUUCCUAUUAUUCUAGGAAGACCUUUCUUGGUAACCGCCGGAGCUAUCAUAGAUGUUAAAAUGGGCGGUUAA
Molecule: messenger RNA, 519 nt
Organism: Hevea brasiliensis (rubber tree)
Lineage: Eukaryota; Viridiplantae; Streptophyta; Magnoliopsida; Malpighiales; Euphorbiaceae
Exons: 3
Coding region: 1-519 (172 amino acids)
Source: RefSeq, a predicted model, not a curated record